Molecule: messenger RNA, 2786 nt
Organism: Varanus komodoensis (Komodo dragon)
Lineage: Eukaryota; Metazoa; Chordata; Lepidosauria; Squamata; Varanidae
Gene: SNX2
Product: sorting nexin 2
Exons: 14
Coding region: 879-2369 (496 amino acids)
Biological process (GO): intracellular protein transport; early endosome to Golgi transport
Cellular component (GO): endosome; retromer complex; endosome membrane
Molecular function (GO): phosphatidylinositol binding
Source: RefSeq, a predicted model, not a curated record
CAUGUAAUUCCACCCCAGGGAUGCUACCUGAUAUGUACUGACUUGGGUUUGUUUGCCUUAUGCAAUAUUGCAGCGGUUUCAUGGAUAUAGUUAACUGACAGUUUGAUUUUACUUAAACCAUAAAUAUCUGCUUAACUUCUUCUUUGGUGUUGUCAACUACUGAGAAGAAUGCUACUUGCCCACACAUCCUUCCCUGUGUGUGUGUGUGUGUGUUGUGUAUAUAUAUAUUUCUGCUUAUUUGUGCCAACUUCUAGAGGAAGUUGCUUAUGGAAUAGCAGUAAGGUACACUUGCUGCUUUUGCAGUUGGCUAGUUUUGCCUUUGAAAUGUGUCAAUGACACAGACCUUUGAUAUAAUGGCAAAACAUUCUGUUUGGAAAGAUUUGCAAGGUAAAUGGUUCUAGUGUGAUAGCUUACAACCAGAUCUCUGCAGAUGUGCUCAGACAUUCUCCUGUGCUCAAUGGUACUUCAAGUGAGCCUCUAUAAGAUUAUAGCCUUUAAAACCUUGGUUCUAAUAACUGCAUAUUCUAUAGCGUAUUUGUAACUCAGUAAUCAGUACUUUCUUGCCCUAUAGGAGCUUUAAAAAUAAUUGUAAAUUCAAUAAAUUUGAAUUCAACUUAAAUUUACUAAAUAUUCCUAUAAAUGAACAUAAAUUGAGCUCUAGUCUCUAACUGGGGACACAUGGAUGAAUAACACUGUGGUAUCCUGAAGUCAGAACAGUUGUUCAACCUCAAACAAAGAUUGAUGAUUAAUGUUUCCUUAGUAUGUUAUCAUACAACUGCUAGGAAAUGGAAAUUGCUGACAUGGCUGCUUACAUAUGCUGUUUUUCAUGUUUUGAGUUUAGGAAUGAUGAUGUUAUAAAAUCUCAGUAAAUUUCAGUAAUGAUACUCUGCUUCCCAACUGUCUGCUCUUUUCAACAGUCAAGCCCUUCCUCUCCAGAACCAGCCAGUCUUCCUGCAGAGGACAUCAGUACACAUUCUAAUGGUCCUAAGCCUGCAGAAAUUAUACUAGAUGAUGACAGGGAAGACCUUUUUGCUGAAGCCACAGAGGAAGUUUCUCUGGACAGUCCGGAAAGAGAACCAAUACUAUCUUCAGAAUCAACUCCAGCUGUCACUCCUGUUACACCAACUACCCUAAUAGCGCCCAGAAUGGAGUCAAAAAUUGUAGCAGGCCCUGUGGAUUUUGAAAGAUCCAAAGAAGAGAUUGAAGAAGAAGCUAAUGGGGACCUCUUUGACAUUGAAAUUAAUGUGUCAGAUCCAGAAAAAGUUGGUGAUGGCAUGAAUGCUUACAUGGCAUACAGAGUAACAACAAAAACUUCUCUGUCCAUGUUCCACAAAAAUGAAUUCUCUGUUAAAAGAAGAUUCAGUGACUUUCUCGGCUUGCACAGCAAAUUAGCAUCAAAAUAUUUGCAUGUUGGGUACAUUGUGCCUCCAGCUCCAGAAAAAAGUAUUGUAGGUAUGACCAAGGUAAAAGUAGGCAAAGAAGACUCAUCAUCAACAGAAUUUGUAGAAAAAAGAAGAGCAGCACUAGAAAGGUAUCUACAACGAACAGUAAAACACCCAACCUUGUUACAGGAUCCUGAUUUAAGACAGUUCUUGGAAAGUUCUGAGCUGCCGAGAGCAGUUAACACUCAGGCUCUGAGUGGAGCAGGAAUAUUGAGGAUGGUAAACAAGGCUGCCGACGCUGUCAACAAAAUGACGAUCAAGAUGAAUGAAUCGGAUGCAUGGUUUGAAGAAAAACAGCAACAAUUUGAAAAUCUUGAUCAGCAACUUCGGAAACUUCAUGGUAGUGUAGAAGCCCUGGUCUGUCACAGAAAAGAACUUUCAGCCAACACAGCUGCCUUUGCUAAAAGUGCUGCCAUGUUAGGGAACUCAGAAGACCACACUGCUUUAUCAAGAGCUUUGUCUCAGCUUGCUGAAGUUGAAGAAAAGAUAGAUCAGUUACAUCAAGAACAAGCUUUUGCUGACUUCUAUGUGUUUUCUGAGCUUCUCAGUGAUUAUAUUCGCCUUAUUGGUGCAGUAAAAGGUGUGUUUGAUCAUCGGAUGAAAUGCUGGCAGAAAUGGCAAGAUGCUCAGGUGAUGUUACAGAAAAAACGAGAAGCUGAAGCUAAACUGCAGCUUGCCAACAAACCUGACAAAUUACAACAAGCUAAGGAUGAAAUCAAAGAGUGGGAAACAAAAGUUCAACAGGGAGAAAGGGAUUUUGAGCAAAUCUCCAAAACAAUACGUAAAGAAGUAGGAAGAUUUGAGAAAGAACGUGUGAGAGACUUCAAAGCUGUUAUAAUCAAAUAUUUGGAAUCAUUAGUGCAAACACAACAGCAGCUGAUAAAGUACUGGGAAGCAUUCCUACCUGAAGCCAAAGCCAUUGCCUAGAAAGAAGAUACUUUCAAAUAUGAAGACCCCCGUGGAUGUUCAUCCCAGCUGAGCUCAGUUCCACAAUGAAAUCACUUUAAAAUCAUCCAAAUAAACCACUAUAUAUUUUAUGAAUUUAACAUGUGGCUUUUUAUAUACUACAGCAUUUUAUUAACAGCUGCAUGUCCUGACCCUCUUUGAAGUGGACUGUGGCAUGACAUUCUGCAAUACUUGCUGAAUUGAACACUAUUGUGUCUUAAUACUUGCACUAAAAUGUGCGACGCAAGGCCAGAAGUUAUUUUUGUUCUUUACAAUAUGUUCUGUCUACUUGAUCUUUAUGAAACAAAUUGCAUUUAUUAAUGUUCACAUACGCAUUCCUGUACAUAAUCAAGAUUUUGUGAUUACAGUAAUAAAGGGAUGUACCUUGUGAACCAUUAA